GCAGCAAGAAGUGGACGUUCUCACUGAGUUCCUUCGAGUCAUCAAACAAUAUUUACUCAAAAGUGUUGACCCUGACCGUUCUGUUCACACACUAUGAUCGCUUUACCCCUGUGACUUCCCCGGCUAAUGGGCAUACCCGAAGAAAGGCCAUCUCUGCUCUGGAGUAGGGCCAACAUUAUGGAGGACACAACGCCCGAUUUUCAAGAUUUACUAGCUGCGUUUGACAUCCCAGAUAUGAGGGUAAAGAUCAGUGAAGUCCGAUCCCUCGCCCCGGUCAGCUCUUCAUCCGAUGUGCCUAAAACAACCCCCUCAGCGUCCACUUCAAGCGCCCCCAUUGUCAAGCAAGAACUAGGUGUCAGCAUCCCCGAACCAACAUGGAAAUCUACAGGAGAUGAUGACGCUAGUCAUCAAGGACAAGGGUCACAAGUCUCUGAUGAAGAUAAACUAAAUCCAAACGUCUCAGUGGCAGCAACUUCCACGACUCAACCAGAAAGUGUCAACACUAAUGGAUCCACGGUCAGCAACGGUGACAGCGGACGUAAUUUCUUCCAGUCGUUUCGGGAAACAGACUUGGUACAACGUAAGGUUGUUUCCUCAACUCUUCUGGCCAACUCGUGGGCUAAGUCUUCAGGCACGCCAACUGUCACCAUUGUUUCGAGACCGAUCCGAGCGCAGAAAGCGCCACCUAUAGUUACAUCUGUGCAAAAGCUUGGGAGACCGGCCUCGUCUAUCAGUAGUAUCCAGUUUUCCAAAGGUUCACAGAAAAUAGUUGUGGCGAAUAAAAACCUCGUGACAAAUGUGCGUACUGUAACCAUGGCCAAUAGCAAGCAACCCUUGGUUGUUCCUUUGAGUAAGAAUUCAAUCCCACCGUUAGUAUUCGGCAGAACUGGUAAAAAACAAGUUAUUGUAAAUGUAACAAGUUGCAAUACGGGACCGAAGAGUACACCUGCGGUAGUUAGCAGUAACCCAGAGAAAAAAGCUGUCAAACUAUCACCUGAGAGCCUCCUGAAACGCAUCAACCCGAUUCCUAAAUACAUCCCAAAGGCCAAGCAGUUCUUAGACUGGGCGCAAAGCAGAAGUCCGUCACAGAAGAAAAAAUCCACACAAGUGACGCACCCAUGCGACGAAUGUGGUGACAUUUUCAUCUGUGAAUCCAGUCUAAAAAUGCACAUGGAACGGCGUAGCGUGCAGAUUUUCUUCAGCUGCAUCUUUUGCUUGGGUCGUUGCCUCAUGUUCUACAACAAGUGCAGCUUCUUUGCCCACUUGAGAAAACACAGUCAAAUGAUGAAAGUGAACAUGAACUACACAAGUCAGAUUGCUAAAGCUAAAGUUUCGUCCCUCGCCAUCGUCAAUAAGGAAGUUGUUCAGGUGGAUAAAAACAAGACUGUUUCAUUGGGAAAUGAAACGACAAAAAGCAAAGACACAGACGAGUCGACUCCGAACCAUCUUCCAUCGUCGGACAAAGAGAUUGAACCUCUUGAAACGACUGGGGAUACACAAAGCAGUGAUGCAGCUCCAGCUAAAGCACAAUCGGCUGAGAUGGUGUUCAAAUGCAAUGUCUGUUUGAUGCCAUACAAAACCAUGUUGGGUCUUCAGACGCACAUGCAACACAGACAGGCCGGCGUGUCAAAGUGUAACAUUUGUAAAAUGGAUUUGCCCAACAACUGUCAGCUGAGAGCUCACACCACCAUGCACUCUGAGACGGCCUCUUCCUGGGUGUGCCCCGAGUGCUCCAAGGUCUUCACUAGCUUGAAGCUAUUCAGCACUCAUAUCACUAACAACUGCUUACAUUGGUAUCGUCAGCUGCGAUAUGAAUGCACCCUCUGCUCCAAGUUUGUUGUCAACUACACCGACCACUUAGACAAGGGACACGAGAUGUUGUUCUAUCGUUGUGUAUCUUGUGCGAUGGCGUUCAAGACGCUUCAAUCUUUAAAGGAACACAGUGAGCAGAAGCAUCAAGUGCAGCCUGGCUCUCCCUUGUGUCGAAUCAUCUCCAAGUGUCCAUUCUGCGAGACUGUCUUUAUGCAGAAACCCUUACUCCUAGCGCACAUUAGAGCACACAUUAGCCAGAACAAACAGAAGAGCAAGUACGGCUAUAACUGCUACGUCUGUAAUACAGUGUACGCUAAUAUUGUUCACUUCAAGAAGCAUUUCGAAAAGUCUCACAAAUUCCACAAGCAAUUCCACUGUGACUACUGUCGUCGACGGUUUCUUCAUUACGAUGAUCUACUGUCGCACUUCAAGACCGGGACUCCCUCCGGUCUCUCUCUUUCCAAACCGUCGGGGUCAGACGGUGUUUGUAAAGCCGCAAGCUGUAAGCGAUUCAAGAACUACGUUGACCACGGAAAAGAGGCAAAGACUCCCGAGUCUAAUUCAUCAGCCUCUGAAACAUCUGAAUCGAGUCCGUCAUACUCGACGACUGAUGCAAAGCAUAAAGAGCAGGCACUGAAUAAGCUGUACGUCAAGAAGACGCGAAGCUGUCCAGGUUGUAGGAAAGAAGGUAAGGUCAACUACUUCCAGAAAGAAACAGAUCUUAGAGCUCAUAUGAGUGAAGUUCAUCCUCAGAUGAAACUCUCUGUCAUCAACUCUGAAGAGUGUGUCAAGUAUGUGACCAUCAAGCCCAAGGAAAGCAAAUCAUCUGACCCUAACAAUAAGGAGGAUAAAACAAACUCAAACCCAGACGUCGAUUCGAGAAAGCGUAAAAAUAACUCUGAAACCGACGAGGACAGUUCAAAACAGAAAAGAGCACGAACGAGAAUCGACCUGCCGACCGAGUUUGACUGCGCCAAGUGUGACCGACAUUCAACCGACAGGUCAGAGUUCAAAGUUCACAUUGAAGCCCACCGACCCGAUCGCUCUUUCUCGCAGUGUGAAGAAUGCGGCAUUUGUUUCCGUAUCGAGGUAGCUCUUCGUAAGCAUCUGUUCAUCAAGCACGGUAUUAGAGAGUUCAAGGCCUAUAAGCUCUCUUUAGAAGGUGAUACUUCAUGCCCAACACCAGAUAUCAGCAUUACAAAGAUCGAUGUUAGUGUUACAGACAACGAACCCGUAUCAACGCCUACAGUGUUACCUUCUCCGAAAGCCGGGGCAUCGAGUAGAGCCACGCCAUUAGAAUGCAAGGUGUGUUACAAGACAUUUCAACAAGAAGCAACUCUACGAGUUCAUAUGAGAAAUCACGGUAUGGCGUUCAUUCGUUCUAAACGUUCCAUGAGCGGUGACUAAGUACAGGCCGCGCUGUGCCAAUGUCAAUCAAUAAUAACAUUCCAUGUUGAGAUCAGGGCCCAAUUUCAUAAAGCCUGUGCAAGCACAAAAACCUGCUAACCACAACAAAAUCUUG
Messenger RNA from Asterias rubens (European starfish), 3334 nucleotides. Its product is annotated as zinc finger protein 532-like. The transcript is spliced from 3 exons. The record is from RefSeq and is a predicted model, not a curated record. The coding region runs from base 127 to 3219 and encodes 1030 amino acids. Lineage: Eukaryota; Metazoa; Echinodermata; Asteroidea; Forcipulatida; Asteriidae.